Messenger RNA from Miscanthus lutarioriparius, 762 nucleotides. The record is from the annotation of a GenBank genome assembly. NCBI's taxonomy places the organism in Eukaryota, Viridiplantae, Streptophyta, Magnoliopsida, Poales, Poaceae.
AUGGGAAUGGCUUCUGCUCUGAGUUCCUUCAACAAGAAAAGCACUUUGCUGAUGCUUACUGCACCGGUGAAGAUAAUAGGCAGGAUUCCAGCUUCGUGGGGGAGACAUGCAUGGAGUAUUGGAAGAGAAGAUCCAAGGAGAGUUGUUCAUGCUCUCAAGGCUGGGACAGCUCUCACACUAGUCUCCCUCUUGUACAUACUCGAACCUUUCUUCAAAGGAAUUGGGAAGAAUGCAAUGUGGGCUAUCAUGACUGUAGUUGUCGUUCUUGAAUUCACUGCAGGAGCAACCAUAUGCAAAGGGCUGAAUAGAGGGCUGGGAACAGUGUUGGCGGGCUCUCUAGCACUUCUCAUUGAGUUUGUAGCAGCUGGAAUCGGGAAGGUUUUGCGUGCUUUCAUCAUGGGAGCUUCAGUGUUUAUAAUAGGUGGUUCCAGCAUGGUGGUCGUCGGCUCCGCGGACUCCUUCAACAGCAUCCUUUCCAAGGUGCAAGAUGAGAAGCUACCAGCCGUGUUCUACUACACGGCGGUGUGGUGUGGACCAUGUAGGGCGAUGGCACCUUUGGUUUCAAAGCUGAGCAGCCAGUAUCCCAAGAUACCCGUGUACAAAGUUGACAUUGACAUGGAAGGACUGGGAAACAAACUCCGUGGUCUAAAUAUAUGUUCAGUGCCUACAUUCCACUUCUAUCACAAGGGGCAGAAAAUUGGUGAAAUUGUGGGUGCUGAUGCAAAGAAACUUGAAGUUGUCAUGGAAAGCCUCCACAAGUAA